Molecule: messenger RNA, 1691 nt
Organism: Coffea arabica (coffee)
Lineage: Eukaryota; Viridiplantae; Streptophyta; Magnoliopsida; Gentianales; Rubiaceae
Molecular function (GO): hydrolase activity, acting on carbon-nitrogen (but not peptide) bonds, in linear amides
Source: RefSeq, a predicted model, not a curated record
UGUCCUUUACCCUAAGGUUGAUGGGGGACCAUUUGGAAAAUUGUCACUCCUGCCUUCUCUCAGCUACCGCAGCUUUGAGAACAAUUUUCAGCUACCUAAGGCUCUGUUGAUAAAACUUAAAAGAAUAAACUACACCUGAGUGUGCAUGAUAGUUAUAGAGCAACUCAUACAUGGCUCCUCCAACUCCAAGAAGAGUUGCAACUGUGGACCUAAAGAAGAAACCAGGGGAGCAGAUGCAACCCCUUCACAACCGUUGGCAUCCAGAGAUACCACCGGUGGCUGAGGUCAAGUCGGGUGAGGUAUUCACAAUAGAGAUGCUAGAUUGGACAGGAGGUGCAAUCAAAGAUGACAAUUCUGCUGUUGAUAUAAAAAUUUUAGACCUAUCAGUUGUACACUAUCUUAGUGGACCAAUCAAGGUCACUGACGCAGAUGGGAUUCCAGCCAAGCCAGGUGAUCUUCUUGCAGUUGAAAUUUGCAACUUGGGUCCCCUUCCUGGCGAUGAAUGGGGCUUCACUGCAAUAUUCGAUAGAGAGAAUGGCGGAGGAUUUCUGACUGACCAUUUUCCAAAUGCAACUAAAGCUAUUUGGUACUUUGAAGGAAUAUAUGCUUACUCUCCUCAUAUACCAGGAGUAAGGUUUCCAGGUUUAACCCACCCUGGAAUAAUAGGAACCGCGCCCUCCAUGGAACUCCUUACUAUAUGGAAUGAAAGAGAGAGAACCCUUGAAGAAACUGGUCUUCAUUCUCUGAAAUUAUGUGAGGUAUUGCAUGCACGACCACUGGCAAACUUACCAUCAACCAAAGGCUGCGUUCUUGGCAAGAUUCAAGACGGAACACCUGAAUGGGAAAAGAUUGCUCGGGAAGCAGCAAGGACUAUUCCUGGAAGAGAAAAUGGAGGGAAUUGUGACAUCAAAAACCUGAGCAGAGGUUCAAAAGUUUACCUUCCAGUCUUCGUAGAAGGAGCAAAUCUGAGUACUGGAGAUAUGCACUUCUCCCAAGGUGAUGGGGAGGUGGCAUUCUGCGGGGCAAUUGAGAUGAGUGGUUUUCUAGAACUCAAAUGUGAGAUCAUAAGAGAUGGCAUGAAACAGUACCUCACUCCUAUGGGGCCUACUCCCCUGCAUGUCAAUCCUAUAUUUGAGAUAGGCCCUGUUGAACCAAGGUUUUCUGAAUGGUUGGUGUUUGAGGGCAUCAGCGUGGAUGAAAGUGGGAGACAACACUUCCUUGAUGCCAGCGUUGCUUAUAAACGAGCAGUGCUGAAUGCAAUUGACUACAUCUCAAAAUUCGGGUACACUAAGGAGCAGGUCUACCUUCUACUCUCAUGCUGUCCAUGCGAAGGAAGGAUUUCGGGAAUAGUCGAUUCCCCCAAUGCUCUGGCCACCCUUGCAGUUCCAACUGCUAUUUUUGACCAGGAUAUCCGUCCCAAAGCCAACAAAGUGCCUGCUGGACCUCGGGUUGUCAGGUAUCCAGGUAUACCACAGUGUCCUUAUGAAGGAAACUUGCCAACCACAAAAAAUCCUGGUGCUACAGUUUAAUUGCCACAAUAAAAGCAGCAUCUUCGUGGAAGCGUUAUUUGAGAAGUUAGAAAAUGUUUCAGUAUGUUUAAUGUGCAAGCAGAGACAGAAUUUGGAGACUCUUACAUGAAAGAAGCAUCUUUAAGGGCAUGAUAUACAGGCCCAAAGAGCUUUCAUCAAACC